CAAUAAUAAAGGCCACCACUCCAUAAGGGAUACAAAAUUCAAACUUCACAAGAGCGGGAAACAAUAUUGACCCCCCAAAUAACCCCUGAAAGCCCACAAGAAUUACAACAACCCAAAACCCUGCCCCCCAACCUUUUCUCUCUCCCCCUAUGGCUCUGUAUAUAUAUAAGUAACACUCAGAAUGUCCAUUUUCAAAAGACAGUCACAGAGAUUUGCUUAAUAUUCCCUUCCUUUCUCUUCUCUCUCUGCUUCAAAAAUGGCGGACAGAAAGGGCAGCCGGAAGACACCAAUGAGCCUCAACGAUCGCCAUUACCGUCUUCUCCAAGACCUCUCCGCUCCUCCUAAACCCUCCUCCAAGCACUCUUUCGACGAUGAUGGUAUUCCCCAAUUCUCAGGGAUCACCGAUUUCGAUUCUCCUCCGCUCGAAGUAGGAGAAGCGAAGCCAUCGAUAGUCAAUGAAGACGAUGAUAAUAUUCCCGAUGAUUCUGAUUCUCAGCUCGAGAAAGAGGAGCCAACGAAGGUUAAGAUCAAAGGUAGGCGGCGUUUAUGUAAAGUUUCAACUCGAGAUAAUGAUAGUGCUGAUAAAAGAGCGGUGCUUGAUGAGCCUAGUUUUGCUGAUUUUGAUUCGCCAAUGCCCAAAAAUGUUGUUCAGGGUGGUGGUGAGAAUGGGGGUGGGAAUGAGAUUAGGGAUAUUCUCAAUGAAUUAAGUGCUAAGUUUGAUUUUAUGUCCAUUGAGAAGAAGCAGGCUCCGAAGAGGGUUGGCCCGGGUGAGGAGGAGAAAGUUGGUUUGCCUGAGUAUGCGAGUGCUGGGUCUUCGUUUUCAUCUGCAUCUGACACGUUUGAUUCCUCAUUGGACGUGAUCGAGAGGGAUGGAGAUAGGGUUGAAAAUGUUGUAGAAAAGCAUGAAGUGAGAAGUGAUUUGGGGAAGGUAUAUGAAGGAAUUAGGGUACAUGGAGUGAAGAACGAUAGUCAAAGGCUAAAUAGAAAUGAACCCGAAAGGGUGGGCGAGAGAUUAAUGUCUAAGGGACAACCUUUUGUGUCUGAAGUUGAGGAAGAGGAGGUAAAUGAUUUGCAUAUUGAUUCGAAGGGUGACAAUUUUGUAGGUAGGGUACAUGGGACAACGAAAUGUAGUGUAGGGAUUGAACCUCAACCUCAGAGGGUGGAUAAGAAGUUAGUUCCUGUGGAACAAUUUCGAGUGUCUAAAGUUGAAGAGGGAGAAGAUGAUGAUGAUUGUGUUGUUUUGAGUGGCAAGGGAAUUGCUAAGGAGGUGAAGAGGCAAGGGAGUAAAUCCAAAGACAAGUAUGAUGAUUUGGAUGGUGUUGAUGUGUUGGAUGAUUAUGCAGAUGAUUCUGUUGUGGAGAAUGAUGGUUCUAUAACUUUGAAUGGCCCAAAAUCUAGUUACAAGUUGCCUGGUAAGAUUGCCAAAAUGUUGUACCCACAUCAGUCUGAUGGGUUAAGGUGGCUCUGGGCUUUGCAUUGUCAGGGUAAGGGUGGAAUCUUGGGGGAUGACAUGGGUUUGGGGAAGACAAUGCAGAUUUGUGGCUUCUUAGCUGGAUUAUUUCAUUCGCAUUUGAUUAAGAGGGCAAUAAUUGUGGCCCCAAAAACGCUACUCCCCCAUUGGAUCAAAGAAUUAUCAGUUGUGGGGCUCUCUAAUAAGAUAAGAGAAUACUAUGGGACUUGUCCAAAAGCUCGACAGUACGAGCUCCAGUAUGUACUUCAGGACAAAGGUGUUCUACUCACAACUUAUGAUAUUGUACGGAACAACUCAAAAUCUUUACGGGGGGACUAUGACUUUGAGGACGAGGACAGUGAAGAUAGCGUCACAUGGGAUUAUAUGAUACUUGAUGAGGGGCAUCUUAUAAAGAAUCCAAGUACACAGAGAGCCAAAAGUCUGCUUGAGAUACCAAGUGCUCAUCGUAUUAUCAUCAGUGGCACACCAUUACAAAACAAUCUGAAGGAGUUGUGGGCCUUGUUCAACUUCUGUUGUCCUGAGCUGCUGGGUGACAAGAAAUGGUUUAAGGAAAGAUUCGAGUAUGCCAUUCUUCGUGGAAAUGAAAAAAAGGCUACUGAUAGGGAAAAGCGUAUUGGUUCAGCAGUUGCAAAGGAGCUAAGAGAACGUAUUCAACCUUACUUUUUGCGUCGCUUAAAGAGUGAGGUAUUUAAUGAAGAAAAUUCCAAAACAACUGCAAAACUUUCUAAGAAGAAUGAGGUCAUUGUGUGGCUAAGAUUAACCAGUUGCCAGCGACAACUUUAUGAAGCUUUUCUGAAAAGUGAGUUGGUUCUGUCAGCUUUUGAUGGUUCACCACUGGCUGCAUUAACGAUUUUAAAGAAAAUAUGUGAUCAUCCACUUCUCUUGACAAAGAGAGCUGCUGAAGAUGUAUUGGAAGGAAUGGAGUCAAUGCUAAAACCGGAAGAUGUUCAUAUGGCUGAAAAAUUAGCAAUGCACAUAGCUGAUGUCGCUGAGACAGAUGACUUGGAAGAGAAGCAUGACAUUAUUUCGUGCAAAAUAUAUUUCAUAUUAUCUUUGUUGGAUAACUUGAUACAAGAGGGCCAUCGUGUUCUUAUCUUUUCUCAAACCCGUAAGAUGCUUGAUCUUAUUCAGAAUUCAAUAAUAUCCAAAGGAUAUGAAUUCUUGCGCAUUGAUGGUACCACAAAAGCUAGUGACAGACUUAAGAUUGUUAAUGAUUUCCAAGAAGGUGUUGGAGCCCCCAUAUUUCUCUUGACAUCUCAAGUUGGUGGUUUAGGCCUUACGCUAACUAAAGCAGAUCGUGUGAUUGUAGUUGAUCCUGCUUGGAAUCCCAGUACAGAUAACCAAAGUGUCGAUCGUGCUUAUCGAAUUGGGCAAACAAAGGAUGUCAUUGUAUAUAGAUUAAUGACAUGCGGAACUGUUGAAGAAAAGAUAUAUAGAAAGCAGAUAUAUAAAGGAGGAUUGUUUAAAACUGCAACUGAGCACAAAGAGCAAAUUCGGUACUUCAGCCAGCAGGAUCUUCGGGAGCUUUUUAGUCUCCCAGCACAGGGGUUUGAUGUCUCUGUUACCCAGCAGCAGUUACAUGAAGAGCAUGAUUGCCAGCAUAUAAUGGAUGACUAUUUGAAAGCUCACAUAGAGUUCUUGCACACUCAAGGUAUAGCAGGAGUUAGUCACCACAGUUUACUCUUCUCCAAGACAGCACCUGUCCAAGUUGUACAAGAAGAAGAUGAAGAGAUUAGCAAAAAAGCAACUACAUUUGUUGGAUGUUCAUCAUCAAGUUCUUCACUUGAACGUACUGUUGACGGGGCUGCAUAUGCUUUCAAACCAAAGGAUGUAAACAUGAACAAGAAAAGUUCUUCCCCUGACAGUGGGGGUAAAUUGACAGAAUCUGACAUUAAAGAGAAAAUCAAGCAUCUAUCUCAAAUGCUUGCAAAUAAGGUUAUGGUUUCCAGGUUACCUGAUAAGGGAGAAAAAUUACAAAAGCAGAUUGUUCAACUGAAUUCUGAGCUCAAUAAAAUGAGGAAAGAAGAAAGAACUGAAAACCAAGUUAUUGAUUUGGAUGAUUUGAGUGGGGAGAUUCAAAGGGUUUUGAAUGUAUAGAUUUUUUAUGCCGAUUAAACAAACGUAAUCUUUCGAAAAAGAAAUAGUAUGUUUAUUAGUAGGGUUGAUUGAUCAUAUGUUUGUAUGAUUUGGAGUAUACUGCCUCUAUUUUGUGUACUUAUCCACACAAAAAAGCCUCUGUUUUGUGUCAGAAAUUCUUGCGCAAUGUAAGUGUCACCAUGCAUUGAUAUUAUGUGACAGGAUUUACGUCCUUUGGAGUAUUUAUUUAGAUUAGAUCUGUAAUUUUUUGUCUGGCUGCUAUGUAUUGGCCUGUGCUUGUUGCUACCUUGUGAUAAAUGAGAAUUAUGUUUCAUUGAGAGUGCCAA
Molecule: messenger RNA, 3894 nt
Organism: Quercus lobata
Lineage: Eukaryota; Viridiplantae; Streptophyta; Magnoliopsida; Fagales; Fagaceae
Gene: CHR24
Product: chromatin remodeling 24
Exons: 23
Coding region: 257-3568 (1103 amino acids)
Molecular function (GO): DNA translocase activity; ATP binding
Source: RefSeq, a predicted model, not a curated record